AUGUCUGUCUCUGUGGCUACAACUGAUAGUUUGGAUCGAACACAUUCUCUUGAUAUCUUUUCUAAUAUAGACCAUAUAUCUAUAUUGACAAACCGUGAAGCUGUUCAGUCUACUGAAAUUGCUGGUUUUAGAGUUGGGGAAAUCUCUCUUCUUAAUGGUGAGUCAUAUUCCGGCUCCCUUCUUGGCAACGUUCCGGAGGGACAGGGUAAGUAUGUGUGGUCGGAUGGUUGUGCAUAUGACGGUGAGUGGAGAUUGGGGAUGAGAAAUGGAUUUGGGAAAAUACAAUGGCCUUCUGGUGUUGUGUAUGAAGGUGAAUUCUCUGGUGGGUAUAUCCAUGGUACAGGAACAUAUAUUGGUCCGGAAAAUCUGACCUACAAAGGUCGAUGGCGAUUCAAUCUUAAACAUGGCCUGGGUUAUCAAGUUUAUCCAAAUGGAGAUAUAUUUGAAGGCUCUUGGAUCCAAGGAACUCCAGAGGGGCCAGGCAAGUAUAUCUGGGCUAACGGAAAUGUAUAUUUGGGAAAUAUGAAAGGUGGGACAAUGUCGGGAAAAGGAACUCUUACUUGGGUAAGUGGAGACUCAUUUGAAGGAAGCUGGUUAAAUGGCAUGAUGCAUGGUCUUGGAGCAUAUACUUGGAGUGAUGGGGGCUGCUAUGUCGGGACCUGGACACGGGGUUUAAAAGAUGGCAAAGGAACCUUUUAUCCAAAAGGAAGCUGUCUUCCAUCUGCACAAGAAGUAUAUCUCAAUGCAUUAAGGAAAAGAGGGCUAUUACCCGAUUUGAGAAAACAGAACCAGGUGCAUAUUCAUCAUACUGCUUCAGUGAAUAUGGGUGACAGCAAAGCCGGUGAGAGCCAGAGAUCAAGUGGUGUUUCAUCCGAUAAGCUUGCCACAAGAAACCUAUUAAAUCUGGACCAAUCUCGCAGCAAAAAUGUUUCUCUCGAAAGGCGGUGGAGUCUCGAGGUAGCUAUUGAGAAAGUGAUUGGCCAUGAUUCACAAUUAGCUUCAACAGAUUCUGUCUUCCAAAAUGGAAAUAAGGAGGUUAAUGAAAAGAUCCCAAUUUUGGAACGUGAGUAUAUGCAAGGGGUUUUAAUAAGUGAGGUAGUUUUAAAUAAUAGUUUUUCAUCACUAACUAGACGAGCAAAGCAGCUUAAAAAAAAGAUUGCUAAAGAAAUCAAAAGACCAGGGGAACAAAUUAUUAAAGGCCACAGGAGCUACGAUCUGAUGCUUAGUUUGCAACUUGGGAUAAGGUAUACUGUGGGAAAGAUUACCCCAAUACAAAGACGAGAAGUUCGGGCAUCGGAUUUUGGUGCCAAAGCAAGCUUUUGGAUGAAUUUUCCUAAAGAAGGUUCUCAAUUGACACCUCCUCAUCAGUCGGAUGAUUUUAAAUGGAAGGAUUACUGCCCUAUGGUGUUCAGAAAUUUGAGAGAAUUAUUCAAGAUUGAUGCUGCAGACUAUAUGAUGUCUAUUUGUGGAAAUGAUGCUUUAAGAGAACUAUCUUCUCCAGGGAAAAGUGGUAGUGUCUUUUUCCUGUCUCAGGAUGAUCGUUUCAUGAUCAAGACACUGAGAAGAUCAGAAGUGAAGGUUCUUCUAAGAAUGCUUCCAGAUUAUCAUCAUCAUGUCAAGUCAUAUGAGAAUACACUCAUUACCAAAUUUUUUGGUCUCCAUAGGAUUAUACCUUCAAGUGGUCAAAAGUUUCGCUUUGUUGUAAUGGGAAAUAUGUUCUGCACAGAACUGAGGAUUCAUAGGAGAUUCGAUUUAAAAGGUUCGUCUCUUGGACGUUCUUCUGACAAGAUAGAAAUUGAUGAGAAUACCACUCUUAAAGAUUUGGAUUUGAACUAUUGCUUUUAUUUGGAACCGUCUUGGCGGGAGUCUUUAUUAAAGCAGAUUGAGACUGACAGCAUGUUCUUAGAGGAACAGCACAUAAUGGAUUAUAGCCUUCUUCUAGGUGUUCAUUAUCGAGCUCCUCAGCAGUUGCGUCCUCCCGCGUCCUACAACCAUAGUACAAGUUUAGAGGGUUUGGCAAGGCUUGCAGAGGAAGACCCUCUAGAGGAUGAAGUAUAUAACUAUCCACAAGGUCUUGUUCUGGUUCCCCGGGGAGCAGACGAUGGAAGUGUUGUUGUCGGGUCUCACAUUAGAGGUAGCCGAUUGCGAGCAUCAGCUGCUGGUGAUGAGGAGGUGGAUCUACUUCUACCCGGUACUGCAAGACUUCAAAUCCAGCUAGGUGUGAACAUGCCAGCAAGGGCAGAACAGAUUCCAGGAAAAGAAGAUUCACAAAUGUUCCAUGAAGCUUAUGAUGUUGUACUUUACUUGGGUAUCAUCGAUAUACUGCAAGAUUACAACAUGACUAAGAAGAUUGAACAUGCGUAUAAAUCUAUUCAGUUUGAUUCAUUAUCAAUCUCCGCCGUGGAUCCUACAUUCUACUCGCGCCGCUUUCUGGAUUUUAUCCAGAAAGUGUUUCCAUCAAAUGUGGCAGGAUGA
Molecule: messenger RNA, 2475 nt
Organism: Lathyrus sativus (Indian pea)
Lineage: Eukaryota; Viridiplantae; Streptophyta; Magnoliopsida; Fabales; Fabaceae
Source: the annotation of a GenBank genome assembly